Heterobilharzia americana is the source of this 1152-nucleotide messenger RNA. The record is from the annotation of a GenBank genome assembly. Lineage: Eukaryota; Metazoa; Platyhelminthes; Trematoda; Strigeidida; Schistosomatidae.
AUAGUUUGGUUUUAGAGCAAGUUUGAAUUGAGAUGACUGAGGUCAUGAAAAACCCGAUUGGUAGUCUAGUCAUUGGCGAAGAAUGGCUUUCGAAGUUAGCUUGUUACUUGGAAACUAUAAUUAGCUCGAAGAAUGUUGAAGAUGUCAGAGCGUCGAAACAAACGUUUCUACAAAGCAUCGAGAAACUAAUUCAAAUUUUUAAAAACUUUGGCUCGGACUUAACAGAUACAAACAAUAAGAUUCGUGAAAAUCGAGAAGUUGUUUACACUUUGGUAAAGCAAUUCGAUCGGAUAGGUCGCUUUUGUAUGAGUGAAAUCCCAACAGUUGUUCAGAAAGAGCAUGACCAAGCUUCCAAUACUUUAGCAACUUUAAGAUGGAAUAUCAAAAAAACACAGGAAGAAUACGAAAGAGUAUCUACAAGGUUGAGUUCAUUAAAUGCAACUAAAAAUAGUAUCGAGAGUGAAAUUUCACGCCUGACAGGAUGCACAAGUAUCCAAAGCCUAAUUAAUAAUCAUCAUCAUCAUCAUCAAUAUCAAGAUAGGACCAGUGCUUCUGGCGGGAUCCCAUCUGGUCCUGCUGCUUUCCCGAAGUUCGGCAGUUUUAUGGCAUUCAGGACGUCUACUUUUGCCGGGAGGCCUGUGUUCACUGGUAGUUCUGCGGUUGCUGGUCGUAUUUCCGGACGAGUUGCAGGUGGUGGUCAUUCGAAGAGUUUUUUCAAGUGGUCAGCCUAUUGUUUCAUUUAUUUUUCUACUUUGGUGGUAACUAGGUUUCCUUCACUAUCUUUCACUGGUUUCGUGUGUUGAUCUCUUCCAUCUCAGAUAGUAACCUGGUUAUUUGAUAUAAUGUUGUCAGGUCUCUACCUCUCUUACCUGCAGCCUGUUCUGCUUCACUUGCCAGUGUUUCGUAGAAGUGUCUUUUGUCUUUGCGUGCACUCUUCUUCACUUCUUUGUCCAGUGUAGUGUUUUAUAGGUUGUGUUCACUUCCUCUUCUCGUUGUGCAUCCUUGCACUGGUUCACCUUCUGUUUCAUCAUCUUCCUCUCACUCCUCUAUCAGCUUCCAUGCGUCCAUCAAUAUCCAUUCCUUGUCCUGUUUUUUCCUCCUCCCUAAUACUGUUAUGCAGGUUUCUUUCCACAUCACUUUCAAAGAGUUCCA